Molecule: messenger RNA, 1272 nt
Organism: Manis pentadactyla (Chinese pangolin)
Lineage: Eukaryota; Metazoa; Chordata; Mammalia; Pholidota; Manidae
Product: nuclear envelope pore membrane protein POM 121-like
Exons: 8
Coding region: 1-1272 (423 amino acids)
Biological process (GO): RNA export from nucleus; protein import into nucleus
Cellular component (GO): nuclear pore
Molecular function (GO): structural constituent of nuclear pore
Source: RefSeq, a predicted model, not a curated record
AUGACAGACUGUGACACUUCGGACAGUGCUGAUGAGACAGGGGCCUUGGGUGUAGUCAGAGUAGGGGUCUGUGGGACUUCACCACACCACUUUGGCAUAACACGUCCAAGACGAUACCCAAUCCAGCAGGGCCGGUAUUCCUGUGUGCUUGCCACGCUGUGCCGGAAUGGCGGUCACAGGAAGCGUGUGCUGUCUCGUGGUAGUUCCAGAGUGGUGUGCAGGCCUUCGACAGUGAGGAUCGCUCCUCCCGGGAGCAACCUGGCUCGUUUUCCAAUAGCAGCGCAGAUCCCUAAGGCCCCAGACCCGUGGUCAAAGGAGGCUGUUCUGCUUGCCCUCGAACGUUGGAAGAGGAAGAAAAGGACAGUGGAGGAGGAGGAAGACCAAAUAUCUGCUGCUGGUCAGGAGGACAAAAGAAGGUGCCAUGACAGCAGUGGGAGUGGCCAUUCAGCUUUUAAGCCCGAGGUGGCCAACGGAGUCCCUGCUGCUUUUGUGCCUGAGCCUGGGCCUCUGAAGAGAGGCCUCAGUUCCCCGAGCUCAGAUGGUGAGCUGCGUAAGAGAACCUGCACCCCUGCUGUGAGCUGCUCGAAGGGCACGUGCACAUGUGGCAUCCGUAUGUCCAGGCGCAAUGCCAUUACCAGUUCCUACACUUCUACUGGAGGCAUCUCUCAGCUCUGGAAGAGGUGUCCCAGUGCCUCACCCUUCUCCAGCCCAGCCUCGUCCCUCUCACAGACACGAGAGAGUCCAGAAAAGAAAAUGAGAGAAGAGGACGGUCCUCAGGGAUCUGGCUCUUCCGCUCCACCAGUAAACAAGGAGUCCCAGGGAGAACAGGCCACCACCUCGGACUUUGAAUCUACGACCCAGACCACCAUCAGCGGUGGCAGCACACCCUCAUCCCACGUCACAUCCGGGGUGUCAGCAGGCCCCGCUGGCACUGGGGACUUUGGGAUGAGCGUGUCAGCCCCCCACAGCAGCUCCACCCCUGGGGUAUUCAACUUUGUGGCAGGAUGGAGUGGGAGAACUGGUGGCACGGCCCCUUUCUGGGGAUGCCUGAGUCAGAACUCCCUUGGUGCAGCUGGCCAGAGCACACUAUUUGCCAUCUAUGUGGCCAGCACACCUACGAACACAUCUGUGCUUGCAGGUGAGAUUUGGAAUGGGCUCGGUCUGCAGAGCCAAGGUGCUGUUUUAAGUACCAACAUAGUCUACACUCUUGGAACUCUACGCUGUAGUGAAGAGACAGAUGUUAUCGGUAAACAGCGUCAGGUAGCAGUGUAA